CUCUCUCUCCCUCCCUCCCUCCCUCCCUCUCUCCCUGUGCUUUAUAGAUGCAUAUAAUCCCUGAAUUGACCCAGAAAACAAACUCCUCCGACUGCCGAGACGCCGCAGAGUUUGUAUCCGCCGCAGGGCUGCAUGUAGCCGGAGCAUCAGCUGGAGAAACAACCCCAGCAUUGAUCCAACUUCUCCGUACGGACGGACUCGACAUUAAUCCAUCGGGGCGAUAGAGGCCAUGGCUGAACACAUGAUGAUGCCCAUGACCCACGGCUUCAGGAUGGGCAUGAACGGACCUCCGCAGCACAACGGCCAGCCCGGCAUGCGCACUCUGCCCAACGGCCAGGUGAUGCACUACGGCAGGAACCCUCAGAACAGCAUGGAGGCUGCCAUGAGACAGAGGCAGGGCAUGGUGGGACCUGGCGGGAUGGCCGGCCCUGUGAACGGAGUUCCCAUGGCCAACCACCACCACCAGAUGAUGUCUGGAAACAUGAUGUACAAUGGCCAGGGUCCGCAGCAGCAGCAGCAGCACCACCACAUGCACCCCCAGCAGCAGCAGCAGCAGCAUCAUCAGCAGCAGCAGCAGGGUGGACACCCACAGCAGUAUCUCCCUGGUAACCUCACCUCUCAGCAGCUUAUGGCCAGUAUGCAUCUGCAGAAACUCAACACUCAGUAUCAUGGACACCCGCUGGUCUCAGCCAACGGCCACCAUAUGCCCAAUGGUGCUCAGUAUCGGGUGGGUCCGGCCCAGCUAUCAGGCAUGCAGCACAUCGGCGGCCCUUUGGGACUAAACGGCAUGGACAUGGAUCUGAUCGACGAGGAGGUUCUGACUUCACUAGUGCUGGAGCUUGGGUUGGAUCGCAUUCAAGAGCUGCCCGAGCUCUUCCUGGGACAGAAUGAGUUUGACUUCAUAUCGGACUUUGUGUGCAAACAGCAGCCGAGCACGGUGAGCUGUUGAGCGAAGCGUCCGGAAGCCGGUCGGGUUUGUUUGGACUGGACAUCACCCCCCCAAAGAAUGACUGAGCGGUCACAGUAGCACAGCGAGAGGAGACAAUCUCUCUGUUCUGUUUGGGUGUUUCUGUGUAUUUGACAGUGUCUAGUACACCCUCACACUGACCUGCCUGUGAGUUGAUAAAGAAUUGCGAGAGAGAAAACGCAGCAAAAGCACCAGGUUUCCUUUCUUUGAGCCGGAUCUGUCGUCUUUGGUCAAAUGGAGGCAUCUGUCUGUACCCAUCUGGCCCUCAGCACAUGUGCCUGCAUUGUCAAGGCUUUGGGAUGAUUGUAAACUUAACAAACACAAUGGGGGAAGGCCUGGAAAGACUAUCCAUCUGGGUCUGCUAGAUUUUGUGGCAUCCCAAAAUCUUUUUAAGCAGCAGGCGUUUUACAAAUUUAUAAAAGGUAGUCCUCUGAAUUUGUUUAUACAAGGAUGAAGGGAUUAAGAACAAGUUGUUUUCUUUCUGACAUGCAUGUUGAAGGCUGGCUCUUCAAAACUGAGUUCCUACAAAAAAAUGUACACAUUUCCUUGAAGAGCAGGAGAGUGAGGUUGUGCAGCAUUCCUGGGUGAUGUGAUGGGGUUUACCUUGGUUUGGUCGGGGUGAAAUGUGCUACAUUGAUUCUUCAGCUUUCAGCGUCAUUUACCUGACUCUGAUUUAAAUCUGCAAUCAUUAAAUGUAUCGCAUCUGUUCCCCCUCUAGUUAACUGUGAUUGAAUCAUUGCCAAAGUAGCGCAUUGCUUAGAGUGUCGGCUUAAACAAAGCAUUUACCUGUAGAAAAUGACUUGGAAGUCUCUGUGCUCCAAGAGAUUUAGAUGCUCGUUGCAAGCACAUUUUGGGUUACUGCUUCGUAGAAUUGCUUAGGGAGGGAGAAACGUGAUAGUAUCUAUGAGAAACGCCAUAACUGUGGCAUGUUGCAAGAUCCAACAGAAGCCAAACAAAAAAAACAGCCAUCAGAGGGUGAAGGUGUUGGUGAAAGAUCUGAGGUGGAAAAAACAGGAUUGGUUUAAAGAAAAAAGAAGUGCACGAUUGCAGAAUUUGCCUCUGUGUGUUGUUUGUGUACGUCUGUGUGUGGUCAGUGCAGUGAGGCAUUUAAAACCCACUGAAUGGCCUCCUCCUCCCUACCAACCAUGGCCCUGUGUGCUGAACAUGAUUGGAGGCUGAGCGGGGGAGAGAGGGGUGAGAGAUUCUGAUGUGUGGACACAGCACUCCCCGGCAGCACUUAGUUUAAUCAUUAUUUAAAUCUGCUACCUGUGGCAUUGAUUUCACUCGGCAGGAGCGAGGAGCACAAAGCGUGCAAAGUUGUUGUUUUUGCCAUAGAUCAGCUUACUCUGCUGCUUUUCUACUGAUUAGAUUUAAAUUACAUGUCCUCACACGCUAGUCUUAAUUGAGGUCGGCUUGCACAUUCUCCAAUGACUCAAUAAUUAUAAAAACGGACAUGUUCUGUGGCGUUUGUUUUUGUUUUGCGCAGUUGGUAAUUAGGUUUUUGUCAAGGUUGCUGCUUUGCCGCUGCAGGCUGGUUGAGAGAGAACUUCCUGCACUCAUAAUGCUAUUUGUGGAGCUGUCAUGAGGGGUCAGGGCUGCGCGAGUGCACUGUGUUAAUCUGUUCCAGUACAACGGCGCUGCUGUCCCUGACUGUCUCUCUGGAGAUCUGCCACCUCCCAAGCUCUCGACUCAAACAACGGGCUUUGAAAACGCUGCUGUAAAAGGCAGAAACCGCUCACGCUCUGUUUCACUUCAUGCCCGGCAAACUGCAGCCGGACAAACUCACGAGCUCACUGUUGAAAUGAAACAUACUUCUGGCCUCUUAUUAUUGCUAUAUCAAUAAGCGCAGCCUUCUUGUGUAUUGUAUCUUUGUACUGUAGACUAGAGGUGAAGUUGAUCUAGACACAUUUAAGGUACUUUUCCGAGAAACAUUGUCAGAUGUAAAUGUAAAUCAGUGGCUGAUUUUGAUGUGUUGACAAGAGAUUAUAUCCUGCUUUUUUUUUUUUUUUUUUUUUACAAACGAGUGU
Molecule: messenger RNA, 2994 nt
Organism: Sander lucioperca (pikeperch)
Lineage: Eukaryota; Metazoa; Chordata; Actinopteri; Perciformes; Percidae
Product: cbp/p300-interacting transactivator 3-like
Exons: 2
Coding region: 230-949 (239 amino acids)
Biological process (GO): regulation of DNA-templated transcription
Cellular component (GO): nucleus
Source: RefSeq, a predicted model, not a curated record